GAACUUUGGUAACAUUGUUUGUGUACAAAAAUUUUCAAUUGAUAACUUUUCGUUAUUUCGAUGAUAAUUUUGUGAAAAUUUAUUUAAUUCGUGAUACUUUAUUCAAUAAUUGCUGUCAAAGGAUUAUUCUACAUUUAUAAAUAUGGCUGAUUAUUGGAAAUCUCAAGCUAGAAAGUACUGCGAUUUUUGUAAAUGUUGGAUAUCCGAUAAUAAACCGAGCGUUCAAUUUCACGAAAAUGGUAAAAGGCACAAAGCAAACGUGGCCACUCGACUUAAACAAAUUGGCAAAAAAAGUAUCGCUGACCAAAAGGCCAAACAGCGUAUGGACGACGAUAUUAGAAAAAUGGAAGAGGCCGCGAUGAAAGCGUACGCCAAAGACGCCGAACAAAAUUUAGAUUAUUCUGCUAAAGUGGCGAAAGGCAUUAAUGACGAUCAACCUUUACCUACUACUUAUGUUCCUCCUAGUGACUCUCAACAUAAAUGGCACGAGGCUAAAUCGGAUACAGGAGACAUAUAUUAUUGGAACACGAGCACCGGAGAAUCGCAAUGGGAUAAACCAUCGGAAGGAUACGUGCCUUUAGAUAAAUCGCAGAAAAAAGCAGGCAAACCGCCUAAAUCGAAAAAACCCUCGAAACACGGUAAACGAAAACACGGCGAUGGUAAAUUCGAUAAAAAUAAGAAAAAAUCGAAAGAUAAAUCCGAAGAAGAAGAGAUAAUCGUACCAGUAUUCGAACCAAUUAUAACCGGACCAGCGUACGGCAGAUGGGAAAAAGUCGAAUCCACAAGCUCGAGCGCUCCGCCAAAACCUAUCGAAUUUCUAGAGGAAAAACCCGAACUCGAGUUUAAAGAGAAAACCUUACCGCAAACGAGUCAAAGCUCGGAAAGCACAUCGGCUUGCAGUUUCUCCUUUAAGAAGUCCAAGUUUAAAGGCAAUGUCAGGCAGAGGAGUAAUUUAUUAUGAAGCAAUAUCUGCAUAAUGUUCUUUAUAAUGUUGUUUUUAUAAUGCCAGUUACGUGUUUAGGAAUUUUUUUAUUUAUUUAUAAAAUGUCCUAAAUUUGAUAUAAAAGCGUUUUUUUUUUUUUUUUCAUUCAUUUUCAUUCAUUUAUUUUAGAAAUAUUUUUCUUUAUGAUAUUUGUUGAAUUUUGAGAGAAAGGUAUUAUACCUUUAGGGAAUAAAUUUUGGGCAGAAUAAAGAAAAAAUGAAAGAGCGUUCUUCAAAAAUGCAACAUCGAGCAACGUUUCAUAUCCUGAAUAAUGUUUUUCAGUUGAAAAAAAAAAUAAUGAAAAAACGAACUUAACCUUUUUUCUAUUAAAAAAAUUAGUGAAAUCGUUCGAAAAAGCAACAUCAAGCAACGUUUGAUUUCAGAUACUGAAUGAUAUUUUUCAGUUGAAAAAAAUAAUGAUUAAAAAAACGAACUUUAGUUAUUUUCUAUUGAAAAAAUUGAAUUUUGAGGGGAUCUCUCCUGGUGCUCGCCUCCUCUUGUUUGAAACCAAAAUUUCAGCUGCCCAAAUUGAUUUCACGAUUUUUUGAAAACCUUCGGCCAUUUUUGGCAAUUUAUGCUUUUUUUAAUUUAAAAAAAAAAAAAAUUGAUAAUAUUUGCUCAGUAAAAAUGAUGAAAAUUAGUUCUGAAACUAAUAUGAACUUCCUCUGAACUGAAUAUAACAAUUUUUGCCAUUCUGGAGCUUCCAGUUCGAUUUUCAAUUUCUCCAGAAUUUCAAAAAGUAAAUGUGAGGAUUGAAAUUAAUUUGGGCAGCUAAAAAUGGAGUUGUGGUUGCUUUACGAGUCUAUCCAUCCAAAUUUGUGCCGAUUUUUAGGUGUACACUUCCGCAGUCCUGAAGUGCAUUUUUUUGACACGAAUUUUAAAAAGUUGAAAAUUUUGUGUUCUCAAGAAAAUUUUAGAAAUUUGCACAAAUCGCCGCAUCUAGUCCAAAACUAACACCCUUUUCUCAAUUGACAGAUAAACACCCUAAAUAAAUAGAUGAUAAUAAAAAAAAAACAAAAAAAAAACAGUUUUUCUCGACAUCUUAAUAGAGAUUUUCAGUAUUUUUUCAAUUGGUAAUGAAAAAAAACAGCAUGUCGUAUAAUUGUAUGGAUUAUUUUGUGAUAAUUAUUUAUUUUUAUUUUUUGUAUUUUUAAAUAAGCUAUUACUCUAUUUCCCCAUCACUGACUAGAAAAAUGUGUUAUCCUUCUUUAUCGAAGAGUACUUCGUGAUUUUUUAAAAUUUUGUACAGCGUUGAAUGUUCUCGCUCAUCUUUCGAUAUUUAGUUUCAUUUGUAUUAUGUACCUAUGUACUUUGUAAGUACAAAUAGUAAAUCGUCAAACAAA
Messenger RNA from Planococcus citri (citrus mealybug), 2325 nucleotides. RefSeq names its product WW domain-binding protein 4. NCBI's taxonomy places the organism in Eukaryota, Metazoa, Arthropoda, Insecta, Hemiptera, Pseudococcidae. Gene Ontology annotation, molecular function: RNA binding; zinc ion binding; protein binding. Gene Ontology annotation, biological process: mRNA splicing, via spliceosome. The transcript is spliced from 6 exons. The coding region runs from base 143 to 961 and encodes 272 amino acids. The record is from RefSeq and is a predicted model, not a curated record. Gene Ontology annotation, cellular component: nucleus; precatalytic spliceosome.